This is a messenger RNA of Propithecus coquereli (Coquerel's sifaka), 2666 nucleotides long. RefSeq names its product RAB40C, member RAS oncogene family (gene RAB40C). The coding region runs from base 87 to 932 and encodes 281 amino acids. Gene Ontology annotation, molecular function: GTP binding; GTPase activity. Gene Ontology annotation, cellular component: synaptic vesicle; plasma membrane; endosome. The transcript has 6 exons. The record is from RefSeq and is a predicted model, not a curated record. Lineage: Eukaryota; Metazoa; Chordata; Mammalia; Primates; Indriidae. Gene Ontology annotation, biological process: intracellular signal transduction; protein localization to plasma membrane.
GUCCCGGGCGGCGGCGGCCCUCCCUGGCCGCGGCCCCUGACGCGCGCGGUCCCUCAGGCGGCGGCGGGCGCCGGGGCGGCGCGAGGAUGGGCACGCAGGGCAGCCCGGUGAAGAGCUACGACUACCUGCUCAAGUUCCUGCUGGUGGGCGACAGCGACGUGGGCAAGGGCGAGAUCCUGGAGAGCCUGCAGGACGGCGCGGCCGAGUCCCCGUACGCCUACAGCAAUGGGAUCGACUACAAGACGACCACCAUCCUGCUGGACGGCCGGCGUGUCAAGCUGGAGCUCUGGGACACGUCGGGCCAGGGCAGGUUCUGUACCAUCUUCAGGUCCUACUCCAGGGGCGCCCAGGGGAUCCUCCUGGUGUACGACAUCACCAACCGCUGGUCCUUCGACGGCAUCGACCGCUGGAUCAAGGAGAUCGAUGAGCAUGCGCCUGGGGUCCCUCGGAUCUUGGUUGGGAACCGGCUGCACCUGGCCUUCAAGCGGCAAGUCCCAACGGAGCAGGCGCGCGCCUACGCGGAGAAGAACUGUAUGACCUUCUUUGAGGUCAGCCCCCUGUGCAACUUCAACGUCAUCGAGUCUUUCACGGAGCUGUCUCGCAUCGUGCUCAUGCGGCACGGCAUGGAGAAGAUCUGGAGGCCCAAUCGAGUGUUCAGCUUGCAGGACCUCUGCUGCCGUGCCAUCGUGUCCUGCACCCCCGUGCACCUCAUCGACAAGCUCCCGCUGCCGGUCACCAUCAAGAGCCACCUCAAGUCCUUCUCCAUGGCCAACGGCAUGAACGCUGUCAUGAUGCACGGCCGCUCCUACUCCCUGGCCAGCGGGGCUGGAGGUGGCAGCAGCAAGGGCAACAGCCUCAAGAGGUCCAAGUCCAUCCGCCCCCCCCAGAGCCCACCCCAGAACUGCUCGAGGAGCAACUGCAAGAUCUCCUAGCAGACCCUGGCUGGGCACUGCCCUGUACAGACUCGGAGGGCUCGCGGGGGAUGUCCCUGGCCAGACGCCAGGCCAGGCUGCGUGCAGGGAAGACUCGGCCACAUGGCCCUGCCUAGGAAGCCUGGGUUUUCCUCCACACCUGAGCUGGGUGCAGGGGAGGAGCGUGCGCAGAGAGAGCGCGCCUCUUCAGCAGGCGGCGGAGAGCCUGCUGCGGGGCAGCUGGGCUGCUGGUGCUACGGGGAAUGUGUCCGAAACAAACCCAGGACUCCACAGGUGCCUGGGCUCCGGCGGGAGGGAGCCUGGCUCGCCUUUCUUAUUUAUAUAGAGAACAUUUCACCUGUUUUGUACAUUUUUAAGGGGCCUUCAGGGAAGCCUCGGUGCAGCCGUGUGGCAAGCUUGCCUCUGCGCGGCCUCGUCAGCCAAGGGGAUGAGCUUGAGACGGCUCGGGAAGGAGAUGGGAGGCGGUGAUGGGAAGGGAUGAGCCGUCAGAGCUGGAAUCCUCCUUCCAGCCCCAACUUGGGGUUGGGGCUGCCAGAGACCUGCAGGGAACAGCCAGGCGAGCGCACCCUCUGGGAGCGCCGGCAGCAGGCAGGGCGAGCUCCGGCCAGUCUGGACGUCGCCCUGUGCCGCACCAGGCCUGGGCAACUCGCUGCAGAGGGGCGAGGUGGGGUGUACUCAGGGGCCCCCAUCCUUGUCACUCCACGGGUCCCUCCCUACACGGGGGCUGAGCAGCUUCCCGCUGUGGUUCGAUACCUUGACGUCGAUGACGCAGCACUCAGCAUCUCUCCAGUGUGAAGACGCAGAGCUGUCAGUCCUUGCUGGGGCCUCCUGCAGCGUCUGGACCCCUGGGCACUUCCGUUCAGCCUUCUGUUCUUGGCAGCUUCUGUUCCCUGACCCUGGAUGUGUCCCUUAGUUGCUGCUUACCUGUCACAGCCCUUCUGCCUGUGAGAUCACACAUCACCGCAACCAUUCUGACCUAGUUUUUAAUGAUGCCGCCUGAACAGCCUCGUCCACGCUGUGGCUGGUGCUGGAGGCCACACUCUCCUCCAGGACCACCAGCCUCGCCUUUGCGCUGGAGGCCCAGGCACAGCAGGGCCUGGUCACUGUUCCUCUGAAAGCCAUCGACCCUUCCUCCACAGUGCUGCUCUGCCCCAGCGACCGAGGGCGGCGUCAGCUGUGCCUGUUCUCUCCUCCCUGGCUGCAUCGGCUCCACCCGGCCUGGUGACUCCGCUGCGGGUUGCACUGGUGCUCAACUCUACCUCCUGCCCUCGGGCUCCCUGGCCACAGGCAGGGCCAGCACGCAGAAGGAGCCCUCCGUGGGCCUGUGACUCCCCCUCACCGGGGAUUCUUCACAGCGUGUUUCUGAGACAGUCCUGCGGUUGGUGUCACCAGGGCUCCAGUGUACUCGCAGCCCCAGGGCCUGCUGUUCCAGGAGCCGAGGGCUGUGGCCCACGUGAGCUGCCGGAUGACCAGGGGAGCCCAGCCAGACGGCCCCUGCAGCAGCCAUUGGGGACCCGGGCCCCAGGCCUGGCCACCACCAGGGCUGGGCAGAGGCAGCCUGGCCCAUCUGUCUUGUUGCUGCCCACAGGGCCCCUUUCUCUGGAAUUGUGAACAAACCACAGGGACUUUGCGGGGUGGGCAGUCUGCGUUCACAACGUCAACACUACCCUUGCUGCUGUCUGACACUUGGGCCGUUCCUGGGUUCUUUGUGAACUGUUCUCGUCUCUUUGUACA